GUAAUAUAACGAAAGUAAAAAAUUAAAUUAAACGCGUAAACGCUGACGAAAUAAAUUUCUGCACUCUCCUGUUAAAUAUCUUCUUCUUCUUCUUCUCUCUCACCCAUCUCAGGAUUCCACAAGAUCUCCUCUCCCCUCCUUUCUUCUUACUCUCGCCGGAGAACUUUCCCGUUCCUCUCUCUGUGUUUCUUCCUUCGAUUCGUCUCCCACUGUGUAUGGCAGAUAGUUUCUUGGCCCGUGAGGUAUCCGACCUAUGCCUGGGCAAGCCUGCUCUGAGGUCCCUCGCCGUCUCCGCCACCGUCGCCGACGCUCUGUCCGCUCUCCGCCGCUUCGGUGACUCCUCCUCUCCUCUCAGCGUGUGGAGCUGCAACCACCGCUCUCAGGGAAAACCCCUCGAUGUAGACGGCGAAUGCCUGUGCGUCGGGAAGGUCUGUAUGGUCGACGUCAUCUGCUUCCUCGCUAGAGAAGAGAAUUUAAAAAAUCCGGCCGUCGCGCUUCAGAAACCUCUCUCACUUCUCCUCCACGGCGUCCCCGCCGGCGUCGUCCGCCACUUGGAGCCGCACGCCAGUUUGUUGGAGGCCGUAGAUCUGAUCGCGGAAGGAGCGCAGAAUCUGGUGAUUCCGAUCCACAGCCAUUUCCCGUCGAGGAAGAAGCUGAUUCAGAGGAGCUGCCCCAAUUCCACCCUCCACGACGGCCGCGAGUUCUGCUGGCUGACGCAGGAGGACAUAAUCCGUUACCUCCUCAACUGCAUCGGCAUCUUCUCCCCCCUCCCGAAUCGAACCGUCGAAUCGCUCGGCAUCGUCGACAAGGAAUCGAUCCUGGCCGUUCACUACGACGACCCGGCGUCAUCCGCCCUGCCCUUGAUCUCCCAAUCUCUAAUCAAGCAGACAUCCGUGGCGAUUCUGGACUCGGAAGGGAGGCUGGUGGGGGAAAUCUCUCCCGCAGCGUUGAAUUGCUGCGACGAGUCCGCGGCCGCCGCCGUUGCGACGCUGUCGGCGGGGGAUCUGAUGACGUACAUAGACUGCUUCGGUGACAUGCCGGAGGAGCUGGUGAAGAUGGUGAAGGAGAGGCUGGCGGCGAAGAAUUUGGAGGCCGCGGUGGAGUUGGUGGUUGCGGCGGCAGGAGAUGACGACGAUUCCGACUCCUCCACGGCGAUCUCGUCGUCUUCCUCCGACGAGGAGUGCGGAGGAGGAGGAGGGAGGAGGAGGCAUUCGCCGAGAGUGGUGAGGAGCACGGAGGACAUAAUGUGCCAUCCGUGGAGCUCGUUGGUGGCGGUGAUGAUCCAGAUGCUGUCUCACCGGUCGGCGUACAUUUGGGUCGUGGAAGAGGACGGGAUGUUGGUCGGCGUCGUUACCUACGCCGCUAUGAUGGAAGUUUUCCGGGAACAUUUGUAACCAGUUGCUUAGCAAUUUCUCCUCCUCCUCCUCCUUCCCCACUUCUCUAUGUUUAGGUGAAGUGUUAAUUUCUUACGUUUCUUUCUUCCCCCUUCUGUUGUAGAAUGGAAUUGGGUGUUUGGCUUCUCUCUUCGUCGUCUCUGUAGCUGCUUUGUGGGUGAUCUUGGUCGAUUUCGAAUGUGAAACGUUAACCACAAAGUUCACGAAGUAGAAAACAAGAAUGUCGAUUCAUUUAACAGUGAUAUUUUCAACGAGAUAUGUGUGUCUAGGAUUAAACAAGAAAAGUAGUGAAAGCAGGGAUGUGGACAUUUGUCUCACAGUGGGGUGGAGGGUUGUACUGUAGACAAUUAUGAUCCAAAUCCAUGAAUUCAAUUUAAUCAAUUCACCAAAUUAUCU
Messenger RNA from Linum tenue, 1790 nucleotides. NCBI's taxonomy places the organism in Eukaryota, Viridiplantae, Streptophyta, Magnoliopsida, Malpighiales, Linaceae. The record is from the annotation of a GenBank genome assembly.